Molecule: messenger RNA, 1402 nt
Organism: Toxotes jaculatrix (banded archerfish)
Lineage: Eukaryota; Metazoa; Chordata; Actinopteri; Toxotidae
Gene: c1qtnf2
Product: C1q and TNF related 2
Exons: 3
Coding region: 111-1073 (320 amino acids)
Molecular function (GO): protein binding
Source: RefSeq, a predicted model, not a curated record
UGUUAUGGGCUAGGAUUCACUGGGCUGCACAUUUCUCUGGAGCACUUCACUUGAAGAAUGCCAUCUCACCCGAUUAUUGGAAAAUCAUGUAGGAAGGUUUGUUUACUCACAUGCAGGAGAAGGACUUGGACAGAGCUGAAAAAAUGCCCACGGGUCAUAAUUUCUCAGCUGUGACCAACAUGCUCCAGAUGUGUGUGUUGUUCUGUUGUUUGCUGUCAGUUGUUGUCUGCCAGUCAACAAACUCCUCAUCUAAGAGAGGUCGCAACAUUACCAUCCACUCCUCCCAGCUGGUCUGCAGUCUGCCGGGUCCAGCGGGGCCUGCAGGGAACCCAGGAGCCGCCGGAUCACCGGGGGCCAUGGGACCAAUGGGGCCCCCUGGGAAAGAUGGCCCGGAUGGGAAGGAUGGGGAGAAGGGACAAAAGGGUGAUAAAGGUGACCCAGGGAGGACCGGGAACCCUGGCAAGCCAGGUGUGAAAGGCCGUGAAGGAAUCAUCGGCAAGGCUGGGCCUCGCGGACUGAAGGGGCUACGGGGAACGCCGGGGGUGGCUGGAAAACGGGGACCAAAGGGAGAGCUGGGUGACAAGGGUCAGGAAGGAGCUCCUGGAGGCUGCAAUUGUGGCAGUCCAGCCCGCUCAGCCUUCUCUGUUGCGGUGACAAAGAGCUACCCAAAAGAGCGAAUGCCCAUCCGCUUCAGCCGGAUCCUGCUGAAUGAAGGGAAUCACUACAACGCCAGCAGUGGGAAGUUUGUCUGUGCUAUCCCUGGAGUCUAUUAUUUCACCUACGAUAUCACUCUUGCAAACAAGCACCUGGCCAUCGGGCUGGUGCACAAUGGACAGUACAAGAUCAAGACCUUUGAUGCAAACACAGGAAACCAUGAUGUGGCAUCUGGUUCUACUGUUCUCCACCUGCAGCAGGCAGACCAGGUCUGGCUGCAGAUCUUCUACUCGGAACAGAACGGACUCUUCUUUGACCCUUUCUGGACUGACAGCACCUUCACUGGCUUCCUCAUCUACGCAGACCAGGAAUUCCUCAACGAAGCUGAUAGGAAAGCAAAUGCUCAGGAUGACAGUUAAUACCUUUAUCUUUGUUUUGAUUUUAUAAUUGACUAUAUUUUAUUUCAAAAUGUUAUGAAAAUCCACCUUUGAAAAGGUUGCUCUGCAGCUGAAGGCCUCAGUAAAGAUCAGUUGUUGAUCAAGUUCUGACACCAGGGGGCACCAGGGGAGAGGAAAACAUGUACACUGAAGUCAAUGAAACCAAGAAAUUGGCUCGUUUCCAAAUACUUAUUUAGUUUAGUGCGUAUUGCUUAUUAAGCUGAUUGUUUUUGGGUGGAUCCUUUUAAGAUACUGUAAUUUAUAUAUUUACCCUCUUUGACAAAUAGCAGUGAAUUAAAACUUUGACUUGA